This is a messenger RNA of Chinchilla lanigera (long-tailed chinchilla), 1485 nucleotides long. RefSeq names its product dihydrolipoamide branched chain transacylase E2 (gene Dbt). NCBI's taxonomy places the organism in Eukaryota, Metazoa, Chordata, Mammalia, Rodentia, Chinchillidae. Gene Ontology annotation, cellular component: mitochondrion; cytoplasm. The record is from RefSeq and is a predicted model, not a curated record. Gene Ontology annotation, molecular function: acetyltransferase activity; lipoic acid binding.
AUUUGCGUUCGCUAUUUUCAAGCGUGUAGUAGUGGUCAUGUUUUGAAGCCAAAAUGCGUGUGUGUGUUGGGUUACCCUGCAUUCGAGUACAGCCAUCCACACCACCUGCUGAGAACAGCUGCUGCUCUACGUGGACAGGUCGUUCAGUUUAAACUCUCAGAUAUUGGAGAAGGAAUUAGAGAAGUAACUGUUAAAGAAUGGUAUGUAAAAGAAGGAGAUACAGUGUCUCAGUUUGAUAGCAUCUGUGAAGUGCAGAGUGAUAAAGCUUCCGUCACUAUCACUAGUCGCUAUGACGGAGUCAUUAAAAAACUCUAUUAUAAUCUAGAUGACAUCGCCUAUGUGGGGAAGCCAUUGGUGGACAUAGAGACGGAAGCUUUAAAAGAUUCAGAAGAAGAUGUGGUUGAAACUCCUGCAGUAUCCCACGAUGAACACACGCACCAAGAGAUAAAGGGCCAAAAAACACUAGCAACUCCUGCAGUCCGUCGCCUAGCAAUGGAAAACAAUAUUAAGCUGAGUGAAGUUGUUGGCUCAGGAAAAAAUGGCAGAAUACUUAAAGAAGAUAUUCUCAACUAUUUGGAAAAGCAGACAGGAGCCAUAUUACCUCCUUCUCCAAAAGCUGAAAUUACACCACUUCCACCGAAGCCAAAAGACAGGACCGUUCCCAUACCGAUAUCAAAGCCUCCCGUGUUCAUAGGCAAAGACAAAACAGAACCUGUGACAGGCUUUCAAAAAGCAAUGGUCAAGACCAUGUCUGAGGCUCUGAAGAUACCUCACUUCGGGUAUUGUGAUGAGGUUGAUCUUACUGAACUAAUUAAGCUACGAGAAGAAUUAAAACCCAUUGCUUUGGCUCGUGGAAUUAAACUCUCCUUCAUGCCUUUUUUCAUAAAGGCUGCUUCUUUGGGAUUACUACAGUUUCCGAUCCUUAAUUCUUCGGUGGAUGAAAACUGCCAGACUAUAACGUACAAGGCUUCUCAUAACAUUGGAAUAGCAAUGGAUACUAAGCAGGGGUUGAUUGUCCCUAACGUGAAGAACGUUCAGAUCUGCUCUGUAUUUGAGGUUGCCACUGAAUUGAACCGCCUCCAGAAUCUGGGCUCUUUGGGUCAGCUCAGCACCACUGACCUCGCCGGAGGGACGUUUACUCUUUCCAACAUUGGAUCGAUUGGUGGUACUUAUGCCAAAGCAGUGAUAUUGCCACCUGAAGUAGCAAUUGGGGCCCUUGGAUCAAUCAGGGCCCUUCCUCGAUUUAACCAGAAAGGAGAAGUAUAUAAAGCGCAGAUAAUGAAUGUGAGCUGGUCAGCUGAUCACAGGAUUAUUGAUGGAGCUACAAUGUCCCGCUUCUCUAAUUUGUGGAAAUCCUACUUAGAAAACCCAGCUUUUAUGCUACUAGAUCUGAAAUGAAGAUUAGUAAGAUAUUCUUGAACUUUUAAAAUUUUUUUUUGUUGUUGUUGGUCUUUUUGAGGCAGGGUCGCGCUAUGCAGUUCAGGC